AUAUUGGUUUAUUAUUUUUUAUUUCUCUUUCAACCCUCAUUUCUCUUUCAUUUCUCCUUCAGCUCACCGCCUUCAUCUCCAUCUCCACUCUCCUAUUCUUUUUCUUCUUCCCUCUUCCCCGUUGCUCCAUCUCCUUCAGCUCACCAUCAGUUUCGCUCUGUCCAUCUCCAUCACUGAUCUAACCAUCACUGAUCCGGUUUGUUUUUUCCCCUUUUGGUUCGCUCACCGCCUCCAUCUCCAUCUCCACUCUCCCAUUCUUUUUCUUCUUCCCUCUUACCCGUUGCUCCAUCUCCUUCAGCUCACCAUCAGUUUCGCUCUGUCCAUCUCCAUCACUGAUCUAACCAUCACUGAUCCGGUUUGUUUUUUCCCCUUUUGGUUCGCUCUGUCCUCUGUUCUACCGGCGUCGGUCUGGUUCUGAGUCUUCGUUUUGGUUGUGAUUGCUCACAAAUCUGAAAGGGAUGUUUGUGCUUCCGCCGAAGAUUCUAGCAGCACAUUGAUGAAAAACGGAGCCAAAAGGUUGCAUAAGGUUGAUUCCAACGGAGCCAAAACGGAGCCAAAACAGAGCUUGAUUCCAACGAUUGAUUUCCGAUUGUGGGUUUGGUUGUGGGUCUGAUUUUAUUUUCGGAUUGUGAUCGGCGUGGGCGUAGGCCUUUGGGUUGUGGGUCUGGUUUUUUUUUUCCCCUUUUGGUUCGCUUCCUCUCUGUUCUAUCGGCGUCCUCUGGUUGUUUUUGUCUCCGUUUUGGUUGCGAUUUCUGAUUGUGGGUCUGGUUGUGGGUCUGGUUGUGGGUCUGCUCUUUGAAUCAAUUCUUGGCGCAACAACUUUGUGAGUGGACUUCCGGUUUCGUGAAAGAGGCCCUGGUGAAAUCUGUGCACGAGAAUCACGACAGGAAUAGCUCACCGUACAGAACAAGCAGUCUCCAUAUCUAUUUAGAGCAUGGACUCAAGGAGUUAUUCAUCAUUCAUUGAUCUCGUACGGGGGAAUAUUAAUCUUGAGGAUGAAAUUUUCGAUGUAUCUGAAAGUAGUCCCCUGUUAGUCGAAGAUUCUCCAGUGAAUGAUGAAGUUGCCACUUCUAAGAAAAAACAAGCACGUGGGGUCAACUUCAGUGUUGAGGAAGAUAAGCUGCUUGUAGCAGCAUGGCUCAAUACCAGUGUUGAUCCUGUGUAUGGUAAUGAGCAACAUAAAACAACAUUUUAUGGUAAAGUUGCCAAAUACUUUAUGGACCAAAAGACUGAUUCUACACGUAGUGUUGCAUCCCUAACAACCCGAUGGGGAACAAUUAAUAGGGAAACAGUUAAAUUUGUUGGGUCCUUAGCUAAAAUUGAAGCAAAGAAUGAAAGUGGAACCACGGCUCAUGACAAGAUUGAGAAAGCAAAGGAAUUGUUUAAAGAAAUUCACGGUUCCGUUUUUCAAUUUGAACAUUGUUGGCUAAUCUUGAAAGAUUAUCCAAAGUGGGCAUCUACUAUGCCUAGGGGAGAUUCAAGAAAAGAAAUGCCUCAAACUCCAGAUUUAAUAGAUCAAGGAGUGGGGGCUGAUGGCAUUAUGGAUUUCGAGAGGCCAAUAGGUAGAAAAGCUGAAAAGGCUAAUCGAAAAAGAAAAGAUGAUGGGCAAGAUAUUGCAACGCAAUAUUUGAAAAAGAAAAUGAAAGUUCUUGAAGAAGGUUGUGUAGCCGAAAAAGAGAGAAUACGUAUCAAAGCGGAAAAGGUUCGCUUGCAAGAGUUGAAAGAGAAUGAAAGAAUUAUGAUGCUAGACACAAGUGGCAUGAAUGAAGACCAAAAAGCUUUUUAUGAUGGACUCAAAAAGGAAAUCCUUGCAAAACAAAGAUCAAGUCAUUCGUUGGGUUGAUGAUGUUGGUGAUAUCUUGUUCCAACCUUAUUUUGGUAGUAACUAAUUCUAGGCCGUGAUAUGUAUUUUGUGGCAUUUUUUGGUUGUAGCUGACUUUAGGCCUUGAUAUGUAUUUUGUGAUCUUACCAAAAGGUCUUGACUCUUUUAUUAUGUAAUUUUGUUGUAAAUUCUAGUAGGCCACUGCCAUGUAA
Molecule: messenger RNA, 2034 nt
Organism: Quercus lobata
Lineage: Eukaryota; Viridiplantae; Streptophyta; Magnoliopsida; Fagales; Fagaceae
Product: glutathione S-transferase T3-like
Exons: 3
Coding region: 935-1843 (302 amino acids)
Source: RefSeq, a predicted model, not a curated record